Messenger RNA from Oreochromis niloticus (Nile tilapia), 2329 nucleotides. RefSeq names its product urotensin-2 receptor 3 (gene uts2r3). NCBI's taxonomy places the organism in Eukaryota, Metazoa, Chordata, Actinopteri, Cichliformes, Cichlidae. Gene Ontology annotation, biological process: neuropeptide signaling pathway. The coding region runs from base 334 to 1467 and encodes 377 amino acids. Gene Ontology annotation, cellular component: plasma membrane. The record is from RefSeq and is a predicted model, not a curated record. The transcript is spliced from 2 exons. Gene Ontology annotation, molecular function: urotensin II receptor activity.
UUGAGUCAGACACAUCAGUGACUGAGCUGUGGACAGACACCGAGACAGGCAGUGGAGAUCAGCUCACAGGCUUUGGAUGAAGAUUAUCACCACAUAACUGCAUUUAAUCAGCCAAAAACUUCAAUUUAUGGCUGAAGAGGUCAGAGGGGAUUUCAAGACCACACAUGAGAAGAGGGAGCUUUCAAAAUGGGAACUGAGUUUUUUCACCAAGUAAAGGAAUAUUAUUUUUCAGUGUCUGGGACUAAACUGAUCUAAAGGAAAUAUCACCCUGACUAUUUUCCUUCUAAAGCUUUUUUCUCAUUUUAAACAAAACAAAACAAAAAACAUUACAUUAUGGACCUUUCAGGUUCUUUGCCACCACCCUCUCCCUACACCUUCCCUUUUAUUUCCAAUUUCUCUGUGCCUUCCUCCUCUCCUUCCACCUCUCCAUCACCCAGUUUUGCAUCCACAGUUGUCUUCUGCUCCUUCCUCUCUCUCCUCUCCUUGCUGGGCAUCACAGGAAACCUCUACACUUUGGUCCUCCUUUUGAGGCGCAGGAGAAGAAGCAGGAGAAGAUGUGGAGCAUUACCAGCCUGCUGCCUGACAAGACUACCUAUGCCAUCAUGCCUUGCCAACUCUAGUUCUCCUACCUCCUCUACCUCCUCCUCCUCCUCUCUUCACCUCCAGGUGCUGAGUCUUGCUCUAGCUGACCUGUUGUAUCUUUUCACCGCACCUUUCAUCGUGUAUGACAGCCUGGCAUCUGGCUGGGCCUUUGGCGAGCUUGGAUGCCGCCUCCUGCUGAGCCUGGAUCUCCUCACCAUGCACGCCUCCAUCUUUACUCUCACCGCCAUGAGUUUGGACCGUUACAGAGCUGUGGCUGACCCACUACACACUUCAUCCUCCAACUCCUCCAAGCUGCUGCGUGUAGGCCUCGCCUGGGGGCUAGCGGUGGCUCUCAGCCUGCCCAUGAUGAUCACACUGCACCUGGAAGAUGGGGAUGACCAGGAGGGCCAGCUGUGCGUCCCAGCAUGGGAUGAGGAGAGCUCCAAAGCCUAUCUGAGUGUGCUUUUCUGCACUAGCAUUCUCGGUCCCGGGCUGGCCAUUGGAGCACUUUAUGCAACACUGGGUCGCCUUUACUGGGUGUCACAGACACGACCAGCCUGGGCCACUGACAACAACAAUGCUUGUCCUCCUCGUGCUCCCAAACCCAAAGUCCUACUCCUCAUCCUGGGGAUUGUCCUGGCCUUUUGGGCCUGCUUUCUUCCCUUCUGGAUCUGGCAGCUGCUGCCUCUCUACAAGCCUGACAUACUGCGGACAGUCCCAGUGGGCACACAGGUGACAGUGAAUCGUAUCCUCACAGGUCUGACUUACGGAAACUCUUGUGUGAAUCCAUUCUUUUACACACUGUUGACUGGAAAACGAAAAAGCAACCGACAGCUGCUGACAUCAGCAAAUCAGAUGUGCCGCAAAAGCAGCUCUCUGGAGUAGUGUCUGUUCCACUAUAAUAAUAGACCAUAAUGUGAGUGUGUGCAUGUAUAUGUGCACAUACAGGUACUGUAUAUGGAUGCUUUAUAAUAGACACCAAAGAUCAUUCACUUCAUCUUAGCCUGCAAACUAGGGAAAUAGAAUAACAUUAACCAAAUGAUAGCACUUUGCAAAAAUCCUUUGUAAAAAGGAUAAUGUUUCCUAGUUUUGAGUUUUACUGUUCAAAAUGACAAUCUCUUUAAGAUGUGUCACCUAAAGUUGUAACUGCAAAAUAUUCCACUGUCACUUUGAUAAUAAAAUAUUAUUAUCAUAAUUUAAUUUGGUUUUUAAAAUGUUGUUUUAACUUUGGAAAAUGUAUGCAGUGUCACUUAUGAUACUACAGCAACAUGUGUACAUGCAUCAUCUUGUUUAACCCCAGAACAAAACCGUCAGCUUUAUUUAGUAAACAGAGCGCAGUAAUCAUUAGGAGACCGGGGUUUAUACCACAUGCUGAAUAUGCACAAGCAUUUCCAGUAAAGCCCUGAAGCACUUCUCCUUAUUUUCAGAUCAAAGGAAACGCUUAGGUUGAACAAUAGGUUGUGUCUGCGCGGGACCUCGCUGGGACAUUUUUCUGAGUUAUUGUUUGUGGACAUACUGAAUUAUGUAUUAGUGGGUCAGAAGUCUUUUGUUUUUUCCCCAAUCUCUGACAUUUCUUUUCUUCUUCUUUUUUUAAAGAAAAAUUUAAAAAAAAAAAAUCUUGACCUGCAUGUUGGGUUUGAAAAUGUGCUUAUUAUGAACCGUGUGAUGCUUUGCAUGCUCUCUACUGGUGUUGACUAUAACUGAUGUUUAUAUAGGGUAUAAUAUAUAGUCUUGAAUAAAGAGUACA